CAUCUGUCAAAAUUUUGCCUAUUUUUCUGUCAAAACAAAUUCAUUGAUAAUUUCCAAAUUAAAAAAUAAGUACCUAAGUAAUAUUGUUAUUACUGUGCAAAAUGGGUCUUUUUGGAAAAUCUCCUGAAAGAAAUCCUAAAGAAAUGGUAAACGAGUGGUCACAUAAGAUACGCAAAGAAGGAUAUAACUUGGAUAGACAAAUUAGAAGUAUACAAAGAGAAGAGGAUAAGAUUAAAAGAUCUCUAAAGGAAGCUGCAGCCAAGAAUGACAAACAAGUGUGCACAAUACUGGCUAAAGAGAUCAUUCGAUCUCGGAAGGCUAUCAGUAAAAUAUAUACAACUAAAGCACAUCUCAAUUCUGUGCAGAUGCAGAUGAAGAAUCAAUUAGCCACAUUAAGAGUUGCUGGCUCAUUGCAGAGGUCAACUGAGGUAAUGCAAGCGAUGCAAGCACUGAUCCGUCUUCCAGAAAUAGCAGCCACUAUGCAGGAGAUGAGCAAAGAGAUGAUGAAGGCUGGCAUCAUCGAGGAGAUGCUGGACGAGACCAUGUCAGGCAUGGAGGAUGAGGAGGAAAUGGAGGAGGCGGCGCAGAGUGAAGUUGAUAAGGUAUUAUGGGAGCUAACGCAAGGCAAGUUGGGCGAGGCGCCGGCGCCCCCCACGGCUGUGGGCGCACCUUCCACCAGCAAGGAGGAGGACGUCGUGCCAGAGACCACUGAGAGUGAACUGGAUGAGAUGGCGUCACGAUUAGAGGCACUUAGGUCUUAAUACUACUGCGGUUGUGUUCAUGAUAUGCACCAAGUGUCGGAGACAAGAUAAGAGAAGGCUGCCGACUCCAAGCCGCCACGGAUUGACAAUUGCCUUAGAACAAUGUAAAUAAUUGUUGAUUGUAUGUUUGUAAUUAUGUUUGUACGUCCGUACGAGAGUUUUUACAACAAAUUGUAACUUUAUUGUAAUGUUUAUAGAGUUCAUUUUGUCACUGAGAGAUUUCAUAUUAUAUUCUGUUGGGAAUGUUGAGUCCUAUGAUUAGGAUGAUAUAUUUUAUCUUAAACUACUAAUACUUGCAUUGUUUCACAGUUUUUAAUGAUUUUUUAUUGGUCUACUACACCCACAGAAAUUAUUAUGGAAAUAUUUUACGUAAGUUCAUAAAACCAUUAUAUUGUAUCAUAGAAAUUGAUGCUGUAUUUAAAAGCUACUAAAACUUCUGUUUCGUUUUACGAAGUGCCCCAAUGAAUAUUGUAGUAUCGUCCAAAGGAGUUCAAUAUUAUAACUACAUGAAUAAAGUUUAAAAAUUUUACGAAAAGAAUUAUUAUUGGGUGACAGUUUUAGCUCGAUAUAAUGUAUGAAUCUGAUAUAUAUCGAAUAAAUGGUACAAACUGCUUUAUUGGAAUUAAUGUGUAUGAAAAAGGCUUGUUGACGCAUUUUUUACCGUGCACCAUUAUUGUUAACAAUUUUAAAUAAUAUAUUAUAACUCGACCACGCGAAAUGAAAGGGAUAAUAUGAUUAUCGUACUUUUAACAUUUUAACCGGCUUCCAAAAAUAGGAGGUUCUCAUUUCGGUUGCUUUUAUUGUAAUUGCCAUCAGUUUGACCCGUGUUACAAACAAUGUUGUUUUCAAAGCAAGUAACGCAUCUAUAAUAUACAAUGAAAUACAAUGUCAAUAUAUUAUUUCUAGUUGCGCGUAACCUCAAUAUUUGAUUAUUUUGUGGGGAUAACUCAAGGAUUGAAGGAUGAAGUGCUUUUGAAUUGCCAACGGAACGAAUAAUACAUGAUAUAAUAUGAUAGCAUAAUGAAUAAUGUGUAUAGGAGGAUCUGGGUAUGAAGCAUUGAUGCACAAGUGCUAAAUACACCCACGACAGUGGCGUAGCGUACUUUAACACUUUUACACAAAUAUGUAUGUAUUAUUUUAUCACCACUAGAGAAUUAUUUUAUCAGCAUAAAAUACUAAUAUUUUUUGUAAAUAUGUAUCGGAAAACUUUCCAGGCGACUCCCUCUGUCCAAAUUAUCGGACUAUAAUUACUUUAGGUUUUCUAAAGUUUCUGCUUUACGCCAGAAAAACGUAGUUUAUUUUGAAUGUUGUGAUUACUGAAAUAAAAUAAAAUUGAGAAGUUAUUAUAAGUUUUGCUUACGCACGUUGGAGCCCCGUUCGUAUAAUUGAUACGACAGAUAAGGCGCUGGCUACGCGCUUGCAACAGAGUAUUCUAAAUAAAAUAUUGCCAUAUUAUAGUACUUCUCAACGAUAAUAGAUGAAAUUAGACUUUAAAAUAUGCCCUCAUCAUCGUCGCAUUUUGUGAGUAAAACCGUGAGCAAAAACUAAUAUUGUAAUCGCAUUAUAAAUACAUUUAAGUUCACUUGUGAUAUAUAUUUAAAUAGCUUUUCUAAUCGCUAGUGUUAGAACGCGGACCUAAUGUCGAACUGUUAUGGCAGAUGUCUACUUCAGUUGUGAAAUAAAAUGCACUAACUAUUAUAUAAA
Molecule: messenger RNA, 2465 nt
Organism: Spodoptera litura
Lineage: Eukaryota; Metazoa; Arthropoda; Insecta; Lepidoptera; Noctuidae
Source: RefSeq, a predicted model, not a curated record